AUGCUGCCAGCAGCACGAUACCUGCUACGACAACCUCGAGAGCUAUCGCUGUAAUGCCAAGAAAGAGCACUACAGCUACAGCUGGCACCAAGGCAGACCCUUCUGCAAAAAUGAUUCCUGGUGCAACCAGCACUCCUGCGAGUGUGAUUGCACCCUGGCACUGUGCCUGAAGAGAAACAUCAGGAACUACAGGAAACACUUCCAGUUCUAUCCAAAGCUCCGGUGCCGGCGAUAG
Molecule: messenger RNA, 235 nt
Organism: Acanthisitta chloris (rifleman)
Lineage: Eukaryota; Metazoa; Chordata; Aves; Passeriformes; Acanthisittidae
Gene: PLA2G2D
Product: phospholipase A2, group IID
Exons: 2
Biological process (GO): arachidonate secretion; phospholipid metabolic process
Molecular function (GO): A2-type glycerophospholipase activity
Source: RefSeq, a predicted model, not a curated record